AUGGCGGGUUCCGACACAGUCAUCCCCGAGCUGUUGGAGCAGCAGCCGGAGGACACGACCCCCGAAUCCCGGGUUCUGAUCAUCAUGACCGGCGGCACGAUCUGUAUGAAGCAGUCGUCGUCGGGGUUUGUACCCGCCCGGGGCUUCCAGGAGCAAUGUCUGGCGCGCGUACCUACCUUCAACGAUGGUUCGACCUCCACGGUGAUGGACGUGGUGGUCAACGCGGCGGCGGAGGUCAAGGCCCACGACAGCCUGCGCACGCCGCAGACGGCCUACGGGCGGCGGGUGCGGUACACGGUCUUCGAGUUCGAGGAGCUCCUGGACAGCAGCUCCAUCGACGCGAAGGGCUGGACGGAGAUCGCGCGCACGAUCGAGCGCAACUACACGCUGUUCGACGCGUUCGUCGUGCUGCACGGCACCGACAGCCUGGCGUAUACGUGCUCGGCGCUGAGCUUCAUGCUGCAGAAUCUGGGCAAGACGGUCGUGCUGACGGGCGCGCAGGCGCCCAUGCUCGAGCUCCAGAACGACGCCACGGAUAACCUGCUGGGGUCGCUGGUUGUGGCUGGCCACUUUAUGAUCCCCGAGGUGUGUCUGUAUUUCAACAACAAGCUGUUCCGCGGGAACCGGUCGACCAAGGUCGCUGCGAGUGACUUUGCGGCGUUCGAUUCGCCCAACUGUGCGCCGCUGGCGGUCACGACAUCGAUGCGCACCAGUGUCAAUUGGGAGCUGGUCAACCGGCCCAGAAGCCUCAAGCAUUUUAGCAUCCAGACCAAUCUGGACACGGCGUGCGUGGCAUGUCUGCGCAUCUUCCCUGGGAUUAAGCCGGAGAUGGUGGACGCCGUGCUGCGGCUGGAGGGGCUUCGCGGGCUAGUGCUGGAGACCUUUGGCGCUGGAAACGCGCCGCAUGGUCAGGACAAUGCCAUGACCAACGUGCUUGCCGAUGCCAUCAAGAGGGGGAUCGUGAUCGUCAAUGUCACCCAAUGCUUGACUGGCAGUGUGAGCCCCGUAUACGCGCCGGGGAUGAGCCUGUCCCGGGCGGGCGUGAUUGCAGGCCUGGACAUGACCACCGAAGCCGCUCUGACGAAGCUGGCCUACCUGCUCGGCUUUCCUGACGCCACAUCCGAGUCCGUGACCAAGGCCAUGUCGGUGUCGAUUCGCGGGGAGCUGACCGAGGUGUCGCAGCCUCUCUUCCGGCACCCGGACGGUGCACUCCCGGAGCGCGUGCAAACGCUCACGAUGCUGGGAUACGCGAUCGCGCAGGGCGACUUUGAACGGGUGCAGGAGAUCUUCAAGAUCGAGCACCACUGGAUCCUGAACGACGCGGAUUACUCGGGAAACACUCCGAUCCACCUCGCCGCCAACUCGCCAUCGAUUGAGAUCCUCCGCUUCCUCCUGCUGCAGGGAGGAUCGGUGCAUAUCCGCAACCGCACCGGGCGCACACCGUUAUUCCUGGCAGCCAACGCCGGGCUGUCGGAGCAUGUCCUGCUGCUGCGCAGGUCAGGUGCGCAUCUCCAUGCGGAGGAGCUACCCGCCGCGGAGCUGCUGGCGCGCCGCAGACCGGGAGUCUGGGGGCUAGCUGGGAUUGGGCCGAGGGAGAUCAUACAGCGGGAGAUGGAAGAGGAGGAACAUGAGGAGGCGAUCAGCCGGGUGAUGGCUGGGUCUGCCCCUUGA
Messenger RNA from Aspergillus clavatus NRRL 1, 1671 nucleotides. RefSeq names its product putative lysophospholipase. The record is from RefSeq and is a predicted model, not a curated record. NCBI's taxonomy places the organism in Eukaryota, Fungi, Ascomycota, Eurotiomycetes, Eurotiales, Aspergillaceae. The transcript has 3 exons. Bases 1 to 1671 code for a protein of 556 amino acids. Gene Ontology annotation, molecular function: protein binding; asparaginase activity.